Hipposideros armiger (great roundleaf bat) is the source of this 1040-nucleotide messenger RNA. It is a transcript of the gene TMEM52, whose product is annotated as transmembrane protein 52. Lineage: Eukaryota; Metazoa; Chordata; Mammalia; Chiroptera; Hipposideridae. The coding region runs from base 72 to 602 and encodes 176 amino acids. The record is from RefSeq and is a predicted model, not a curated record. The transcript has 5 exons.
GGGUUUGCGCUGGGCGGGGCCUCCAUAAAGCGGCAGGGCUGCUGUGCUACAGCUCCGGGUCCGCGCAGAGCAUGUUCCCGGGGGCGUCGGCAGCCCGCGGGCUCCUGCAGCUGCUGCUGCCGCUCCUGCCGCUGCCUCAGGUGGCGCUGGGCUUCGCAGAAGGCAGCUGCGACCCUUCGGACCAGUGCCGCCGUCCCCGCAGGUGCCCGCCCCAGGCCCGCUGGAGCAGCCUGUGGCACGUGGGGCUUAUCCUGCUCGCUGUCCUCCUCCUGCUGCUGUGUGGGGUCACGGCCAGCUGUGUCCGGUUCUGCUGCCUCCGGAAGCGAGCACACACCCAGCCACACCUGCCAUCAGCACCUCAGCCUUGCGACCUGACAGCUAUCCCUGUGGACAGUGACAGCCCUGUGCACAGCACGGUCACCUCCUACAGCUCCGUGCAGUUCCCGGUGGGCAUGCGGCUGUCCCUGCCCUUUGGGGAGCUGGACCUCGACUCCAUGACCCCUCCUGCCUACAGCCUCUACGCCCCCGAGCUGCCGCCCUCCUAUGAAGAGGCUGUCAAGAUGGCCAAACCCAGACAGGAAGAGCCACUCCCCUCCCAGUAGCCUAGCCUCCUCCCUGGGGCCUCAGGCCCCCUCCCAGGGCCCUGGGAGUGGAGCCUCAAUGCCCAACACUGCCAGCUGGUGCCCCUCAGAGUGGGCGGGGAAGCUCUCCUGAACUCCCACUGCCCUAGCCACCUGUGCUCACAGGAGACCCCCAGUCCAUUCUCACCAUCCUUCCCCGCCACCCGGGAAGGCCAGCCAUCCAGCACAUUGCUGCAGCCGUGGCCUCGUUGCUAUGUAACGCCAGGCGGCCAAAUCGGCAGGCCCUGUGUUGGCCACACACACACACACACACACACACACACACACACACACACACACACACAGGUUGCUGCAUUCAGCCCAGCCCCUGGUCUGGCCCCAGCAGGCCCUCAGCCCAAGGGAACACCAUAGGCCGAAGCCUGCAGUUUUUUGGAGAGAAUAAAAUUUGUAUGUAAAUGG